This is a messenger RNA of Microtus ochrogaster (prairie vole), 3761 nucleotides long. It is a transcript of the gene Spata31g1, whose product is annotated as SPATA31 subfamily G member 1. The record is from RefSeq and is a predicted model, not a curated record. NCBI's taxonomy places the organism in Eukaryota, Metazoa, Chordata, Mammalia, Rodentia, Cricetidae.
GAUCCAUGUGGGGGUUGGGAGUUCUGUGUUCUAUGAUGUAGUGAUGACCUCAAGAAACUGCCACUAAGUUGAAAAAAAUUGAAUGGCUGCUAGAAGACCAGUUUCGGGCUAAGGGAGACAUGGGGCUUCUCCAAGGCCAGCUGACCCAGGCUCUGGCCUGCAGACACUGCCACAGCAGCAUCUGCCUUCAAAGCCCAGGGAGUCUGGUGAUAUUAUUCUUGUUUACGGUUUGGCAGAUCCGAAGAUGGCGGCAGCUCAGGAAAUGGCAACAGCUUCAGCCCUGGUACUCUGGAGACAUAAGGAUGCAAGGCAAGGGACUACAGCUUCUGUACCAUUUAGCCUUCCUUGAUUGCCUGUGGAAGCAAAAGUCAGAGGAGGAGGAAGAAUAUGGGGAAGAGAAGGCAGAAGAAUCAUUACCUCUGGAUCCACUAAAAUCAUAUUCUCCUUCCCAAGACACUCGCACUGGAAAUGAACUCACUGCAGCUCCACCCCAGCCAUCCUGUAGUUCUGAGGGCCUCCCUGAGGCCACAGAGUUAAGAGAACAAGUACUCAUGCAACCUUCAAGCCCUUCCAGAUCCUUCCCUACCUUCCAGAUCCUGACCACCCUACCUGUGAGGAACAAGAUAGCUUCAGGAAAUUCCCUACAGCAGAGAAAAAGCCAGCUCUUCUGGGGUCUUCCCUCGCUACACAGUGAGUCCUUGGAGACUAUUUUCCUGAGCUCAGAUGGCCCUUCUCCUCUAAAGUUGUCUAUUUGUCCUUCUGUCUUCUUCAACAAGGUUGCCUUCCUGUCUGUGUACAACUUGUUGCUUCCCUAUUAUCACUCCCCAACUUACUAUCCUACCCCUGAAGCCCACACUAAGAGAAACCUGGAAGGAACGGCAGCUGGUUCUCAACUAGUUCAAUCUCUACUUUCCCCUCUUACCCCAUCAGUAUCCUCCACUAUUAAGCCCUUGCCUAUAGGUUGCAAGGGAAUCCUUUCUGACACUGAGGUAAACACACAGUGGUUUACACAGCAGAAAGAGGUUCCUUGUGUCUCUGAGAAUCAAGUCCUACACUCACAGCCUGCACAAAAAAUCAGAUCUUCCACAUUCUUAUAUUCAUCUAAGGCCUGGAGGGAAACGCCAGGGGACCCCAGCCUCCUUCAACACAAUCCAGAAUCACCUUCUGCCUCUCUGUUGUAUCCUUCUAAUCCUCAGGGUCCAUGGAUAACCAUGAAACAACAUGAGCACCCAAAAACCUCUGAAUCUGCAAUGCCAACUGCAAGCCCACACCCAACUUCCCUGACAGAAUACCAGAGAACCAACCCUAUAGACCUGUCUGGAUUGAAAGCUCUCUGGGAAACUACAGGGCAAAACAAGAACCCUCAGAUCUGUAAGCUUCCAAUCUCCGACCCCUGCCAAUUCACAGUACCCAUGACAGAACCUCAAGGAACUGGCCCUCCAGGAACUCCCCCUGGACAUGAAGCUCAGUGGGGAAUUAUACAACAUAAAGACAAUCCCCAAACUUCUGAUCCCCUAAUGCCAGUCUCCUGUCAACCACCAGAUUUUCUGUCAGAAGUAGAAAAUGUUAACCCCAAAGGAAGACGUCCUGUACCAAAGGGCUUCUGGGGAAGCACGGGAUAUAGAGAGAGCCCACCUGUUUCCAGGUCUCCAGUGUCAGUCCCCUGCCCUCCUCUAAACACCCUGUCAGAACACCACAGACCCCUAGAGCAUCUGUCCACAUACAAGCCUCAACGGCAACACAGAGACAACUUGGGCAAUCUCUGGGCCUUUGAAACCCCGACUUUGAACUUCAACAUGGGGUUCUAUGAAGCCAGCCCUGCAUGUCUCCCCCUGGGAUCUGAAGCUCCACUGAAGGGUAGACCUGGUACAGAAAAUCUCUGUGUCUAUGCAGACCUAGCUUCAUCUCCUAGCCUUCCUUCUGCCUCUCUGCCAGACUUUGCAAUAAUGGGUCAAAGAGUCUUUUCAGAGUCUAAAGUUUUAUGGGAGACAAAGGGGCAGAGAAAGAAUCUCUGGGUGUCUGACUCCCCAAGUCCUGCCCACAUACCUCUAGCCCCCUUUAUAGAACCACAAAGAAUCAAUACUGUGCAUAGCUUCUCUAGAUCAGAAGCUACAUGGAAAGAUCCUGAGCAUACAAGAAAAUGUUUGUCUUUUGGGCCUUCAUAUCUGAACCUCAACCCAACCCCAGUUCUUGUACAGUCACCCCUCAGAGUUAGCCCCGUAGAGAACCUGUUUAAAUCUAAAGUGUGUUGUGGGGACACUCAAAGAAAAAAUAACUUCUUGGCCUCUGAGCAUCUAGCUCAAAGCUUAUCCCAACACCUGCUUGGAGCCAGCUCCUCAGGAGUCCUAUCUGAGCCUGCUGGAGGGUACAUGAAGCAGAACGAAAACUGUUAUGUUUCUGCAUCCUCGGAUUGGGAAUCCAGUCCACCUCCACAGUCUGUUUUGAAGUCUCACAUAAGUGAGCUUUCUGGAGAUCUGUGCAACUAUAAGCCUAUGGAGUCAGCAGGAGAGCAGAGAAAGGACUCCUGGGCCACUGAGCUACCAGACCCCAGUUUUCUCUCUGUUCACCCCAACACUGAGUUUAUAUGUAGAAAUGUACAAGAAAGACAGGCCUCCAAGGCCCCCAGUCCUCCAGUAGUAAAUCCUCUGCAACCAACAUCUUGGACUCCCAUUCAAGCUAAAGCCCUAAAGUCUGAGUCUAUCCAGCCUGGCCUACAGAAGGAAAAGAUGUCCUCAGAAGCCAAGGCGAAGGCCCCAUCUUCCCAGAGUGGGGCUGUCUCAGAGGUGUGUGACCACCCUGUGAGCCAUGCCUGGCAAUGGAGUAGAGAAUUAAAGCUCAGACUAAAGAAACUACAGCAGAGCCCCACUUUCAAACCCCCAGGCCCACAUCGCCCACUUUGCAGCUCCCCAGCUCUUAACUCAACUCCAGAAUCUUGGGGGCUCUCCUCUUGUCCUCAACAUCAGACUCAUCCUCUCAGUCUGCACACCUGCUCUUCAAGUAGUGGUCCCCCAAAAGUUCAAAGGAAAGAACCUCAGCCUGUCCAGGCCCCUCACUGCCCUCACUCCUCUUCUAGCAGAGCAGAACAAGAGUCUCAAAACAAGAGGAUAAAAUGGAAGGUAAGGGGUCAGACCCCAUCCCCAGGGGAUGUUCACAUGAAGGUUAAUGAAAACUGCUCAGGAAUAGGGGAGCCCUCAAAUAUAGCUGUUCUGGUCUCUAGCAAGAGACAGGACAAGACUUCAGUUCUACUUUCAGCCCAAAAGAAAGGGAGCCCCAGAAAAUUCAAAGCAGAGAAACAUGGAGGGACUGCAAGAUUGAGAUCCUCCCCUGUCCCAAGGAAAAACCCUGCCCGGGCCUGCAAACCAACAGAGGCCCCUAGACACAGAUUUCCUAUAAAGUCUCAGUACAGAGCGUGUUCUCCACACACUGUUCUUGCUCAGCAGCUUCUCCCAAAUGCGGCUGGUCCCCAGGAUCAACAAAGGACAGGCCUGGUAGCUGGUGAUACCCAGAAUCCUUGCCAUCGUAAGCACUGUCCUUGGGCCCCCAAGGGGAAGCAGCUCCCAUCCUCCACACCCCAUAGUCCCCCUACCAGAGAUUUUCAAAGGUUGUUAGCUAAAUUUCUAGGUGUCCGUAGACCCUUGCCAACUAAACCGUCAGUAAAGUAUGAUAUCCUACAGUGUGACCCAAACCAGGUGUGGGUAUGAAAAUAGACACAGAGAAAAUCCUAAUAAAGUAGUUCAACUAGACAAAUCCCAUUUAUGUCU